Messenger RNA from Chlorocebus sabaeus (green monkey), 4161 nucleotides. RefSeq names its product solute carrier family 16 member 9 (gene SLC16A9). The record is from RefSeq and is a predicted model, not a curated record. Gene Ontology annotation, biological process: transmembrane transport; monocarboxylic acid transport. Gene Ontology annotation, molecular function: monocarboxylic acid transmembrane transporter activity. Lineage: Eukaryota; Metazoa; Chordata; Mammalia; Primates; Cercopithecidae.
GGAAACAAAAGCAAACCUUGUUUGGACUUCAGUGCCUCUUGAUUUUGUCUUUUUUUGGCUGUCAGUGACCUGGGAGCUUUUCAGUGAUCUAAAAGCAGCCUAUGAUUGUCAUUCUGGUCUUUCCUCACUAAGACUUCCUUCUUCCUAUUUGCUGACUUUUCUUUCCAUCAGGAAAUUAUUCUACGAGAUGUUAAAAAUGUCAUUUCCAUAUCAUAUUAUUAUUUUUGGGUGAGGGGAGAGAUGUGAUACUAGUAUGUGUGUGUAUGUGUGUUUUAAGUGCAGUUGAACCUGAAAUAAUGAAAACCUAGAACCAAGUAUCUAACAGAAGAUGUGCUAUUGUGGCAGGGAAGGAGGAGAGUCGAGGAUGUUCUGGCCAGAGGUCUUUAUAGGGAAAGUACCUUAAAGAUUUUGGGGGGAGCUAUAGGAGGAUAAAAAAUAACUUUUUGUGACUACUAAUUAUAUCUAAAGGUAUUAAAAAAGAAAACAGUGAUACUUUAUAUUCAGAUUACUAUGUGCCAGGCACUGGGCUAAAUGCUUUACAGAAAUUAACUCUCAUAAUUAUUACCACAAUCUGAUGAGGUAAAUACUGCCAUUGCCCUCACUUUUCAGAUGAAGAAAAAGAGGCACAGAGCUCUUUAAGUAACUUGCUGAAGGUCACACUCUUCGCUGGUACCAGGCUGUGAUGUACACUCAGGUUAAUCAGGACACCAGCCAGUGUGCUUAUUCCUUACGUGAAAUUUUCUGGAAUAGAUGUUCUCAUGUACUCAUAGAUGACCUGCAGAGAAACGUCUCCUGAUUUUGUCUUACAAUGGAACUUAAAAAGUCACCUGACGGUGGAUGGGGCUGGGUGAUUGUGUUUGUCUCCUUCUUUACUCAGUUUUUGUGUUACGGAUCCCCGCUAGCUGUUGGAGUCCUGUACAUAGAAUGGCUGGAUGCCUUUGGUGAAGGGAAAGGAAAAACAGCCUGGGUUGGAUCCCUGGCAAGUGGAGUUGGCUUGCUUGCAAGUCCUGUCUGCAGUCUGUGUGUCUCAUCUUUUGGAGCAAGACCCGUCACAAUCUUCAGUGGCUUCAUGGUGGCUGGAGGCCUGAUGUUGAGCAGUUUUGCUCCGAAUAUCUACUUUCUGUUUUUUUCCUAUGGCAUUGUUGUAGGUCUUGGAUGUGGUUUAUUAUACACUGCAACAGUGACCAUUACGUGCCAGUAUUUUGACGAUCGCCGAGGCCUAGCGCUUGGCCUGAUUUCAACAGGUUCAAGCGUUGGCCUUUUCAUAUAUGCUGCUCUGCAGAGGAUGCUGGUUGAGUUCUAUGGACUGGAUGGAUGCUUGCUGAUUGUGGGUGCUUUGGCUUUAAAUAUAUUAGCCUGUGGCAGUCUGAUGAGACCCCUCCAAUCUUCUGAUUGUCCUUUGCCUAAAAAAAUAGCUCCAGAAGAUCUACCAGAUAAAUACUGCAUUUACAAUGAAAAAGGAAAGAAUCUGGAAGAAAACAUAAACAUUCUUGACAAGAGCUACAGUAGCGAGGAGAAAUGCAGGAGCACGUUAGCCAAUGGUGACUGGAAACAAGAGAGCCUACUUCUUAAAAACCCCACAGUGACACACACAAAAGAGCCUGAAACGUACAAAAAGAAAGUUGCAGAACAGACAUAUUUUUGCAAACAGCUUGCCAAAAGGAAGUGGCAGUUAUAUAAAAACUACUGUGGAGAAACUGUGGCUCUUUUUAAAAACAAAGUAUUUUCAGCCCUUUUCAUUGCUAUCUUACUCUUUGACAUCGGAGGGUUUCCACCUUCAUUACUUAUGGAAGAUGUAGCAAGAAGUUCAAAUGUGAAAGAAGAAGAGUUUAUUAUGCCACUUAUUUCCAUUAUAGGCAUUAUGACAGCAGUUGGUAAACUGCUUUUAGGGAUACUGGCUGACUUCAAGUGGAUUAAUACCUUGUAUCUUUAUGUUGCUACCUUAAUCAUCAUGGGCCUCGCCUUGUGUGCAAUUCCAUUUGCCAAAAGCUAUGUCACACUGGCGUUGCUUUCUGCGAUUCUAGGGUUUUUUACUGGUAAUUGGUCCAUCUUUCCAUAUGUGACCACAAAGACUGUAGGAAUUGAAAAAUUAGCCCAUGCCUAUGGGAUAUUAAUGUUUUUUGCUGGACUUGGAAAUAGCCUUGGACCACCCAUCGUUGGUUGGUUUUAUGACUGGACCCAGACCUAUGACAUUGCAUUUUAUUUUAGUGGCUUCUGCGUCCUGCUGGGAGGUUUUAUUCUGCUGCUGGCAGCCUUGCCUUCUUGGAAUACAUGCAACAAGCAACUCCCCAAGCCAGCUCCAACAACUUUCUUGUACAAAGUUGCCUCUAAUGUUUAGAGGAAUAUUGGAAGACACUAUUUUUGCUAUUUUAUACCAUAUAGCAACAAUAUUUUAACAGAUUCUCAAGCAAAUUUUCUAGAGUCAAGAUUAUUUUCUUAUAGCAAAAUUUCACAAUGGAUGACUCUGAGUGAAUUAUUAUUGUUUUUUACAUAUCCUAUUUUUUAUGUAGUGUAUGCGUAGCCUCUAUCUCAUGUAUUUUUUUCUCUUUCUCCUCCCCGCAUCAUCAAUGGGACUAUUCUAUUUUACUGUUGUUCACUAGUUCUUAACAUUGUAAAAAGUUUGACCAGCCUCACAAAGCUUUCUCUAUCUAAAGAAGUAUAAUUUCUCUGCCGACUCCAUUUAUUCCACUGCAAGGCACCUAGAGAGACCACUCCUAUUUUAAAAGUGAUGCAAGCAGCAUGAUAAGAUAUGUGUGAAGCCCACUAGGAAAUAAAUCAUUCUCUUCUCUAUGUUUGACUUGCUAGUAAACAGAAGACUUCAAGCCAGCCAGGAAAUUAAAGUGGUUACUAAAACAGCCUUAAGAAUUGCAGUGGAACAAAUUGGUCAUUUUUUAAAAAAAAGUUAUUUUAACCUACAGUCACCAGUUUUCAUUAUUCUGUUUUAUUUACCUCACUGAAGUACUCGCAUGUUGUUUGGUACCCACUGAGCAUACACUGUUUCAGUCCCUAAGGUGUUUGCUGAGAUGUGGGUGAACUCCAAAUGGAGGAGUAGUCACUGUAGACUUUCUUCAUGGUUGGCCACUCCAGCCUUGCUCACUUUUGUUUCUUGACCAUCCACUCAGCUGAUGUUUCCCGGGAAGUGCUAAUUUUACCUGUUUCCAAAUUGGAAACACAUUUCUCAAUCAUUCCAUUCUGGCAAAUGGGAACCAUCCAUUUGCUUUGGGCACAGUGGGGAUGGGUUGCAAGUUCUUGCGUAUCCUCCCGGUGAAGCAGUUAUUUGCUACUAUCGGAUUUUACCACUAUCAAAUUUAAUUCAAGGGCAGAACUAAAAGUGAGUGUGUGUGUGUGUGUGUGUGUGUGUGCGCGCAUGUGCUAUGCAUGCUCUAAGUCUCCGUGGGAUAUGGGAAUGGAAAAGGGCAAUAAGAAAUUCAUACCCUUAUUCAAUUGCAUUUAACCUUAAGAAAAAUGUCCUUGGGAUAAACUCCAAUGUUUAAUACAUUGAUUUUUUUCCUAAAGAAAUGGGUUUUAAACUUUGGUGUGCAUCAGAAUCCUCUGCAGAUCUUUUUGAAAAUAUAGGUGCCUGGGUAUCAUGUGUGGAACUUUUAAUUCUGCUGGUGUAGGCUGUUGCCCAAGCAUCUAUCAUUUUAUUGAGCUCUUCGAGUGAUUCUGAUAACACAGCCUUGAUUGAGAGUUUUUAUAAGAUUGGCAAUGGAAAAACAUUUAUUCUUUUAAAUAAUAAUUUUCUAAAAACCCAAGAGGUCAGGGUUUUUUAUAAACAAAUAGCCAAGUGUUCUUUAAAUAGGAGGCACCCUUCCCAUUGUGCCAAAAUCAUCUUUUCAUUUCUUUUGAAAUAUGUAUGGUUAUUUUAUACUUGUAUGUUGCCUUUCUUUGAAGGCGCCUGAAGCACUUUAUAAGCACGAAUCCUCACAGUAUCUCUGUGAGGUAGGUAAAUAGUACUUUUCUAUGUAGUAAACCUGGAGUAUGGAGAAUUUCCUAACAGUUCAUUCUACUUAAUAAUGCAAUAAUGGAGCUCCAAGAUGUCUUGGACUUCUACACCACACUCAGACUUCUGGAAAGUUUUCCGUACCUCAUUCUUUAGUCCCUGUCAAGGUUAGUAAAUAAAAUAAGUGACAUUAAAAAAACAAAAAAAAAACAAAAAAA